This is a messenger RNA of Ruditapes philippinarum (Manila clam), 1664 nucleotides long. Its product is annotated as photoreceptor-specific nuclear receptor-like. The annotation marks the transcript as partial. Lineage: Eukaryota; Metazoa; Mollusca; Bivalvia; Venerida; Veneridae. Gene Ontology annotation, biological process: regulation of transcription by RNA polymerase II; cell differentiation; anatomical structure development. Gene Ontology annotation, molecular function: nuclear receptor activity; RNA polymerase II cis-regulatory region sequence-specific DNA binding. The transcript has 4 exons. The record is from RefSeq and is a predicted model, not a curated record.
UUUCUCCAGAACAAACCUCGUCCAGUGUGAGUCCUGAUAGGCAUGCAAGACCUAAAACACCACGCCAUGAUCUAGACGGCUUCUGUCCAAAAUUACUGAUCGCUCUUGUAUUGGAGGAAUCGUGGUGUGAAAUAUAUAUAAUAAGUGCUGCGCAGUGGUCCAUGUCGCUAGAUACAAGUUCUUUGAUGUCUGCUAUUGGGGUUUCAACAACGGACCAAUCAGAACGCGCGACAGUGUUGUAUUCUCAGAUACGAAUGUUGCAAGAAAUUAUUCUGAGAUUUGCCGCCAUGCGUAUUGACUCAACGGAAUAUGCUUGUCUAAAAGCACUCGUCCUCUUCAAAUCAGAAAUCAAAGGGUUGAGAGACUACCUUCAGGUGGAGCUGCUACAGGAUCAAACCCAGGUCAUGCUAUCUGAAUACUGUUUCUCCAACCAUCCAGCUAACAAGCUCAGGUUUGGAAAGCUCCUGCUACAAUUGUAUAGUUUGAAAGCAGUUGGCCCGAGGUCUAUAGAAGAGGUUUUCUUUCGACGAACCAUAGGCAAUAUUCCGAUCGAGCGUCUUCUUUGUGACAUGUUUAAAUCAAGUUAAAACGAUUGCUAAGCGCUUCCAGGUAACACAAGUCUGUCAAAUUAACUAUUAACCUGCGGGCGGCUACUGGUUCUACUAGUGACUAGUGCUGAUCAAGGUCAUGGUCGGUACUGCUCGCUAUUGAGUCUGUUAACAUCCUGGAAAAUUUCCCUAAAAUGAUGAACGGUUUUGUCAAGACUGUAAGUUGGACAAGUUCAUUUAAGACAUUUUGUGCGAUUAUGGUUCAAGAACAAAGUCCCUGAUAAUAAUCACCAAACGUUUAAUUGAAAUAUACGGGUAACAAAAUAAAAGGGAAUCUGAACAAUAUUCAAUUCAUUUGUGAUUUUUUAAAUGGAUUUUUUCAUCUUCCAUUUUUAGUACUGUCAAUUAUCAAUUUUAGGGUUAUCGAAAUGGAAAUUUGAGGGUUAUUAUAUUCUGUUUCCUCAAUGCGCAAACCUUGCAGCGAAAUGUCGUUGCCCACAAGAACACGAAAGAGCAUUACAAUAUAAUGGUUUAGCUUAUUUGUACAAAGGGGCAUUACUCCGGGAAACUCUUUCUCAUAUCAAACGUUAAUAUUUUUAAUGCAUGUUGUACGUAUAACUUCAAUAGAACAAUUAUAAUGAAUAAUUUACAGCACAUUUUUUAGUAUAUUUUUUCUCUAUUUGGCUCUUGUUAUUUUUGUAAAUAAAAGAGGUGUAUAAUAACGCAAACUUCAGUAAUACCAAAUACUUUAAAGUGGAUUUGUCUUACAAUAGGAAUAUUUUCCAACAGUACAUCAAGUAUUUAUAAAACAAUAGAAAUUUAUCGUUUUUGAUAUUCUUAUAACAUAUUUCUUAAAACAAACGUUGAUAGGAACAUCCUAAUGAUAGAGUAUUGACAUUUAUAUGAUGAAUUAUAAUCUUAAAAUGUUUCUUACGACAACUAAGCUUCAUACCAUAAAAACAGUUAUUUAUUGUAACAUAAACCUUCAAUUAUGAACCAAUCCACUUUAAAGAAUACGUUCUUCAAUAUGACAAUGACUUGGUAUCAUUCUGUGUUAUUGCUAUGUCCUAUGUUUUUAAUUGGCCAAUGAAAGAUUCCGUAAAAAGUUAUUAUCUU